AUGGGAGCAGCUCAAAGUCAAGAAGAUCUAGAGAUCUGUACAUCAGAUGAAGAAGAAUACGAAGAGUACGAAGAACGAAGAGACGAAGCAGAAGAAGAAGACAAGUUCGAGGACUCCAGAGACGAUACGUUCGCUCCAUCUCCCUCCGCUAUCCUUCGUCUCCGUCCUAAACCUCCUUCGUCAUCACUCGACGACGUUGACGCAAAGCUCAAAGCUCUAAAGCUGAAAUACACAUCUCCGUCUACGCAAAACUCACCUCGGCUUUUCCGUUACAUCAACGGCAACACACCGAAAGCGAAAUGGAUCACUGCUGAGAAAUUCACCGAUUACAGCUUCGUGAAAACCUCUCAAGUGAACGAGGACGAAGAAGAAGACGACGAUGAUGAUAAGAAUCGAGAUUCGGAGGAGAAGGAGUGGUGGAUUUUGAAAGUAGGGAAGAGUAAAAUACGUGAGAAGGUAUCCGAUGAGAUGCAAUUGAAAGCGUAUAAAGAUCAACGCCGCGUUGAUUUCGUUUCCAAAGGUGUCUGGGCGUUGAAAUUCGCUACCGUUGAAGAUUUCACUGUUUAUGUAAACAGUUAUAAUAAUUGCUUGUUUGAGAAUAAUCAUGGCGUUGAGUUGAAUGAUGCUAGUAAAGCGAAGAUCUUUGGGAAAGAUUUUAUUGGUUGGGCGAAUCCUGAAGCUGCUGAUGAUUCGAUGUGGGAAGACGCUGAUGAUGUUUUGCUGUCUGCUACUCCGGUGAGAGAUACACAGGAUUUGACUGAGGCUUUUGAGGAAGCUACGAGUGAAGGGAUACAUAGCUUAGCUCUUGGUGCUUUGGAUAAUAGUUUCCUUGUGGGAGAUUCUGGUAUUCAGGUUUUUAAGAACAUGAGGCAAGGGAUUCAAGGGAAAGGUGUUUGUGUUAACUUUGAGGGUGGUGGGUUUGGUAAGGCUCACUCUGCACCGAGGAAGGCUCUUCUCAUGAGAGCUGAGACGAACAUGCUUCUCAUGAGUCCCAUGAGUCAGAACCGAGGGAUUCAUCAGCUUGAUAUCGAGACCGGGAAGGUUAUUUCGGAGUGGAAGUUUGAGAAAGAUGGAGUUGAUAUCUCUAUGAGUGACAUUACUAAUGAUGGUAAAGGUGCUCAAUUGGACCCAUCUGCAUCGACGUUUCUUGGUUUGGAUAACAAUAGGCUUUGUAGGUGGGAUAUGCGUGACAGGUAUGGGAUGGUUCAGGAUCUUGCUACUGCUAAUACCCCUGUCUUGAAUUGGGCUCAGGGGCAUCAGUUUUCUAGAGGGACUAACUUCGAGUGUUUUGCAACGACUGGUGAUGGUUCAAUUGUUGUUGGUUCUCUUGAUGGGAAGAUUAGGCUCUACUCGAGCAACACUAUGAGGCAGGCAAAGACUGCUUUCCCUGGACUUGGUGCGCCUGUAACUCAUGUGGAUGCUACGUACGAUGGGAAAUGGAUUGUUGGUACAACUGAUACGUAUCUGAUUGUUAUAUGUACCCUUUUCACUGACAAGGCUGGUAAAACCAAGACUGGUUUCGAGGGUCGCAUGGGAAAUAAGAUAGCUGCACCAAGGUUGCUAAAGCUAAGACCUCUUGACGCACAUUUAGCUGGAUCUAACAACAAGUUCCGCAAUGCUCAGUUUUCUUGGGUCACGGAGGACGGGAAACAAGAGCGUCAUGUGGUUGCAACUGUUGGCAAAUUCAGUGUGAUAUGGAACUUUCAGCAAGUGAAGAACGGAUCUCAUGAAUGCUACCAUGAUCAGGAAGGGCUGAAGAAAUGCUACUGCUACAAGAUAGUCCUUCGAAAUGAAUCCAUCGUGGACAGCCGCUUCAUGAAUGACAACUUUGCAAUCUCUGGUUCACCUGAAGCGCCUCUGGUCAUUGCAACUCCCAUGAAAGUCAGCUCUUUCAGCUUAUCCAGUAAGCGAUAAAACAAGCAAGUGAUGGACCUCAAGUUUAUGUAAUUCAAAUUCUAGUAUGUUUGUAACCAUGUGAAACUCUUGUUUUCUCGCUCUUAGUACGCCGUUAGAUUCAGACACAAGACAUCCCAAGGAUGUUGCUAAACUACUUUGGUAUGACAUUGACUUUUGAUUUCUAUUUUUUUUCAUUUGAA
Messenger RNA from Eruca vesicaria subsp. sativa (arugula), 2096 nucleotides. NCBI's taxonomy places the organism in Eukaryota, Viridiplantae, Streptophyta, Magnoliopsida, Brassicales, Brassicaceae. The record is from the annotation of a GenBank genome assembly.